This is a messenger RNA of Paramisgurnus dabryanus, 1645 nucleotides long. It is a transcript of the gene tmem253, whose product is annotated as transmembrane protein 253. The record is from RefSeq and is a predicted model, not a curated record. NCBI's taxonomy places the organism in Eukaryota, Metazoa, Chordata, Actinopteri, Cypriniformes, Cobitidae. Gene Ontology annotation, cellular component: membrane.
GUGAUACCGCCAGAUCCAGAGAUCGGCUGAAUGGUACUGUAUACAUCACAUAUACACACACACACACACACACACACACAGCUUUCUUAAUUUUAAAGCAGUGUAACUAAAACAACCUUUGUCCAGUUCCUGAACAGUCACACAUCAGGACUCUCCCUAUUUGGCAGGUCUUGAAUAAGGAGUUAACAUAUGAGCUUUGACCCUAUAUUUUAUGAUAACAAAUUCUGCUUUAAAAGUUGAUCUAUAUGUUUAAAUGUUUGUUGAAUCCUGUGUUGGUCUGGGACUGUUUUGAAGGAUUGUUUCAUAUUUGAUGUCAGGAUUACCAGAGGUGAGAGAUAUAUUUAUUGUAUGCUCACAGAGUUGUGUUAAAAUGUUAGUGACUGUAAAUGUAAUCUAUACUGAUAUAUGUAUGUGGCUUUCUGUAAAUAUGUGUCACUGAUGUUACAUGACUUUAUUCAAUUGUAGUCAUUUUUGAAAACUAUUACAUUUAAGUUUAAAUCAUUUUAAUUGCAAUAAUUGUGUCCUCCACAUGAUUUUGCAAAUAAAAAUCUUAAAAAUGUGAGCAAAGAAGUGACAUUAUGUAAAGCUUACUGGGAAUACAAAUCAAUCAUCUGAUACCAUUUUCUUUAAUUUUUUGACACAAACUGUAGUGAAGACUCAAACCUGUUCCUAAAGUUGCAGGAAACAUCAUUCGUUUCAAAUGUUUUUGACUUCGUUUUGAACCCAAUCGUGGCAUAUAUAACUAAUCAAUCCUCUGCAAUGGUUAUUGUGAUGUCACCAUUUUAUCCUCAGAUGACUCAGAACAUGUUUCAGGAAGGGCUGUAUCAGGUGUUUUUUAAGGACCGCCCUCAGUCCCGCCCACUUCCUGCUGCAGUUUCCACACCUGUCGAGCUUAAGGAAGCCAGACUGAUCCGCUGGUUUGGAACAGUGGUCAACACACGCCUCCUUUUAGCUGGGGUUGUUCAGAUUUUUAGUGCCGUCUCCUGUAUUCUCUCCACCAUUUCUUAUACGUGUUUGACUUUCAGCUGCUCCGUGUCGAUGACAGCACCAAUCUGGUGUGGCCUGCUUUAUGUUGCCACUGGCUCACUUGCAAUCGAGGUCAAGAGAAAACCCAAAAAAGUCAAAGUCAUCUCACUGACGGUUCUGAAUGUCUUCGGUCUUCUUUUUGGAGCUUCUUCAUUCAUCACCUUCAUUGUAAAGUCCACAGCACUUGCAAAAGCCACCACUCAGCAGCUUAUAGGUGUGUAUGUGAUGAAGGGCAGCUGUGUUAUGUUCAUCCUUCAGUGUAUGCUUGCAGCCAUAUACACACUUUUUCUUGUUUGGAGAGGUCUGAGGUGCUACAGCGCCCCCUACAGACAAGAUUACAGCAGAGUGAUGCAGGAGACUGAUGAAUAUACAGACCCACUACUGGAAUGUGAACAAUUCAGCCUUUGAACGUGUGUGUGUUUGCAUUUGUAAUUUAUUUAUUCAAAAGUUUUGUUUUUAAUGUUUGUUAAAAGAAUGAUUCUGUCUUUCUUUGAAAACUUUAAACACAUUGCAUUGAGCUUUCUUUUAUUACAGCAUUUACUUUAAAGACAUCCAUUAGUUUUGUAUCUUUACAAUGUGCACAUGCUGUGCCGCAUGAGAUAUUGAAUAUUAAUUUAUU